Molecule: messenger RNA, 1416 nt
Organism: Botrytis cinerea B05.10
Lineage: Eukaryota; Fungi; Ascomycota; Leotiomycetes; Helotiales; Sclerotiniaceae
Exons: 3
Coding region: 283-1071 (262 amino acids)
Biological process (GO): translation
Cellular component (GO): cytosolic small ribosomal subunit; ribosome
Molecular function (GO): structural constituent of ribosome; RNA binding
Source: RefSeq, a predicted model, not a curated record
GAUGAGAUGAAGAAACAUACACCCAUCUGGAGGAAGGAAAGCGAACAGUGCACGUGACUGUCCCGCCAAAGAUGCCUGAACCUUACAAGUGCUUUCAAUCAGGCACUCAUGAGCUUUUCUCAUCUGAGCGCUAAUCUACUUUUGGGUGACUAAAUAUUUGCUUAAGCGAAAAAUAUCCCACACUUCCAAAUUCUAAUCAAUAAUUUCGAAGUUCUUGAUCUCCUAAUCGUUCAACGCCCACCGACUUGCCAACCACCACCUAACGAUCAAUUCGAUAUCAAUAUGGCUGACGCACCAAGAGGCGGCUCACGAGGAGGUUUCGGCGACAGAGGCCGUGGAGGAGAUCGCGGACGCGGACGUGGACGUGGACGUGGUCGCGGACGUGGAGGAAACAAGGACGAGGCAAAGGAAUGGCAACCAGUUACCAAGCUUGGCCGUCUCGUGAAGGAUGGAAAGAUCAACUCUAUGGAAGAGAUCUACCUCCACUCUUUGCCAAUCAAGGAGUACCAAAUUGUUGAUUUCUUCUUGCCAAAGUUGAAGGAUGAGGUCAUGAAGAUCAAGCCCGUCCAGAAACAAACCCGUGCCGGUCAACGUACCAGAUUCAAGGCCAUCGUUGUCAUCGGUGACUCUGAGGGACACGUCGGUCUCGGUAUCAAGACCUCCAAGGAAGUCGCAACUGCCAUCCGUGCUGCUAUUAUCAUCGCCAAGUUGUCCGUUGUCCCAAUUAGAAGAGGUUACUGGGGUACCAACUUGGGUACUCCUCACUCUCUCCCAACCAAGGAGAGUGGAAAGUGUGGAUCCGUCUCUGUUAGACUUAUCCCAGCUCCCCGUGGUACUGGUCUUGUCGCUUCCCCAGCUGUCAAGCGUCUCCUUCAACUCGCAGGUGUUGAAGAUGCAUACACCUCCUCCUCCGGUUCGACCAAGACCCUUGAGAACACCUUGAAGGCCACUUUCGUCGCUGCUGCCAACACAUACGGAUACUUGACUCCUAACUUAUGGAAGGAGACCAAGCUCAUCAGAAGUCCUUUGGAGGAAUUCGGUGAUUCUCUCCGUGCCGGCAAGCGUUACUAGGUGUGUAGUGGGCUUGUGAAAAUAAUUCUUUAGUUUAUGCAAAUGGGUUUAUAUGGGGUUAAAAGCUAGGGUCUAUAGCUAUGUCUCAAUGAACUGAUUGCCUUCAUUUUGAUUGAAUUGCUACUGUGAUUGAUUUUUUUUACAUGAUAUGAAGUAUGGAAGUAAGGCGCGAACGAGCCGAUGAAUUUCGAUCAGGAAGGCCGGAAUGGCAGGUAGGAAGGAUCCUUUGGAGAAAGUACUGAUAGGGAAGGACUCUCUUCACAAUUAUGGAAAUAGAGGCAGCACUAGUCUGCAACUGAGGAAAGAACCAUUCAAAUUCCCCCAACAAUAAGAAACGCCGUCUUA